Molecule: messenger RNA, 11871 nt
Organism: Aspergillus pseudotamarii
Lineage: Eukaryota; Fungi; Ascomycota; Eurotiomycetes; Eurotiales; Aspergillaceae
Exons: 2
Coding region: 1-11871 (3956 amino acids)
Biological process (GO): secondary metabolite biosynthetic process; fatty acid biosynthetic process
Molecular function (GO): 3-oxoacyl-[acyl-carrier-protein] synthase activity; fatty acid synthase activity; phosphopantetheine binding
Source: RefSeq, a predicted model, not a curated record
AUGGAGCCCAUUGCGAUAGUUGGUACAGGGUUCCGAUUCCCUGGAUCCUGCUCAACUCCUUCGCGCCUCUGGGAUCUUCUACAUGAGCCUCGAGAUGUUGCAAGUAAAGUACCCAAAGACCGGUUUAACAUUGACUCCUUCUAUCACCCAGUCAGUUCCCACAAUGGCACUACAAAUGUCACCGAAUCAUACUUUCUCACGGAGGAUGUGAAAGGUUUUGAUGCAUCGUUUUUCAACAUGUCCGCCAGCGAAGCCGAAUGCAUUGACCCGCAACAGAGACUUCUCUUAGAAACAGUCUACGAAGCGCUGGAGGCAUCUGGAAUUCGAAUCGAGGACCUACGAGACUCCCCGACUGGGGUCUUCUGUGGUGUUAUGUGUGAUGACUGGUCGCUCAUCCAGGCGCGCGAUAUCAACUGGCUUCCUCGAUAUGCUGCCACGGGUACGGCUCGCUCAAUUAUCCCCAACAGGGUCUCCUUUUUCUUUGACUGGCACGGUCCAUCUAUAGCGAUCGAUACUGCGUGCUCAUCCAGUCUCGUUGCUGUCGAUCUUGCCGCAAAGGCUCUCCGUAACAAUGAUUGCCGCGUGGCUGUUGCCUGUGGGACCAACCUCAUACUGGCGCCCAGCAUGUAUGUCUCCGAGGCGAAUUUGAAUAUGCUUUCACCUCUGGGCCGGGGUCGCAUGUGGGAUGCUGAUGCAGACGGCUAUGCAAGAGGGGAGGGAAUUGCUACCGUUGUUCUAAAGAAACUCAGCGAUGCCGUGGCAGAUGGAGACCCGAUCGACUGUAUCAUCAGAGCCACGCAAGUCAAUCAAGAUGGCCGCACUAUGGGGAUCACAAUGCCGUCGGGUACUGCCCAGGCGGCCUUGAUCCGCUCCACAUAUAGUAAGGCGGGCUUGGAUCCAAUUAGUCGGCCUCUAGAUCGAUGCCAAUACUUUGAAGCCCAUGGGACUGGAACGGCGGCGGGAGAUCCUCAGGAAGCCUCGGCGAUAUAUAGGGCGUUUUUCACCAGCGACAACGGCCAUACUAAGAGCCCGGCAGCAGACGACCUAAAUCCACUUUACGUGGGAUCAGUGAAGACACUCAUCGGCCAUACUGAAGGCACUGCGGGCUUGGCAGGCCUAAUAAAAGCAUCGCUGUGUCUCCAACAUGGUGUCAUCACGCCCAACUUACAUUUUCAACAAGUGAACCCGGAUAUCGAGCCAUUCUAUGGCCGGCUGCGCAUUCCAACCCAGGUAAAACCGUGGCCUGCACUGCCAGAGGGAGUCCCACGUCGAGCCUCUGUCAACUCAUUCGGGUUUGGAGGCACCAACACCCAUGUAAUCUUGGAAUCGUACACUCAGGACUCCAAUAACGUGAGUGAUACUUCGAGUGGCGUGGGGAUGGUCCCAUUUGUAUUUUCUGGACAUUCAGAGAAGGCAUUGCAGAAUAUUUUAGCUGCAUUUAUCGAAUUCCUCAACCACCAACCUCAGGUGGACGCGAUUAACCUGGCGUGGACAUUGUUCCGUAGACGUUCAGUGUUCCCCCGACGGCGGGCUUUUACGGCCUCAUCCCUAAGCGCCUUGCGUAUUAAGCUGCAAGAAGAGCUUGCUCAUAGGAACUCUGCCGGCUUCGCUCCUGACCUUCAUCGUCCGCUCGCCACGCCGGCUCACAUCCUGGGGGUCUUCACCGGCCAGGGUGCACAAUGGGCACAGAUGGGUGCAGAUCUGCUCACACGGUCUCCAAGUAUCCAAGGCUGGCUUAGCGUUUUGCAGGAGUCUUUAAAUAGUCUGCCAAUAGAAUACCGGCCUUCUUACUCGCUCCUGGAAGAGCUGUCGGCACCGGAGGGUACCUCACGGUUGCACCAAGCAGCCAUCGCGCAACCCCUAUGCACUGCUGUGCAAAUCAUACUUGUCAAGCUCCUACGCUCACUUGGCAUUACGUUCUCAGCGGUGGUGGGCCAUUCUUCUGGUGAAAUCGCGGCAGCUUAUGCAGCCGGUGUUGUGACUGAAUCAGAUGCAAUUCGUAUCGCUCAUCUUCGGGGGUUUGUCGCAUUUCUGGCGGGCAAUAAUGGAAAAGAAGGGAGAAUGCUAGCUGCGGGGAUGAAUGCUGAUGAGGCACAAGCCUUUUGCCAACUACCUGAGUGGGUUGGGCGGGUCAAGGUUGCCGCAGUGAACUCGCCGUCCAGUGUGACAUUGUCCGGGGACGCGGAUGCCAUUGAACAGAUAGAAAUGCGUCUAAAAGAGCAGAAGCAAUUCGCACGUAUGCUCAAGGUUAAGACUGCGUACCACUCGCAUCACAUGCUCCCAUGCUUGGAGCCGUAUAUGGAGGCCCUUAAGAGGUGCCAGAUACAUCCACAGGCCUGUAAUUCUACAGCCUGGUUUUCCAGCGUCUAUGAUGGCGAGCAGAUACGAAAUAGCCAUCUAGAUCUUAUGUGGGCUGGCUAUUGGCGCGACAAUAUGGCGAAUGCUGUUUUGUUCACACAGGCUGUCACAGCGGCCAUGCAUACGAUGACUCCAGACAUGGUGAUCGAGGUAGGCCCUCAUCCUACCCUGAAGGGCCCCGUUCUACAGACCAUUUCCGGUCUAUCUAGUGAAGCGCCGGAGCCAAGAUACGUUGGUCUGCUCAACCGUUUCACCUCCGGUAUAGAAACCUUUUCGGCGGCAAUCGGGGAGCUGUACCGCAUGGUAGGCCCAGACAAGCUAGACCUGGAGUCACACAUUCGGCAUUUUGACAGUAGGGAGGCUUUCGCCGUCGUUAAAGAUCUCCCACCUUACCCGUUUGACCGGACUCAAAGGUACUGGGCCGAGUCACGAUAUUCCAAGGCACUUACCCACCAUGCGGGAAGAGCAAACCCGCUACUGGGCACCCUGACUCCAAACAGUACCAACAACAAAUACGUUUGGUGCAAUAUCCUCCAUCCACGAGAUAUGGCGUGGCUCAAUGGCCAUAUGAUUCAAUCCCAGGCAGUUUUCCCGGCCACAGGGUAUGCGGCAAUGGCAAUUGAGGCCGUGCAUAUCAUUGCAGAGGACAGGAGCAUCCGGCUACUGGAGUUAUACGAUCUUCGCAUCCAGACGGCUAUAGCAUUUGGUGAUGAUAGUAGCCCCGGUGUCGAGGUAUUGUUUCACUUGGAUCGAAACUCUAAAGAAGAGGAUAGACUAGGUGUAAAAUUUACCUGCUACGCCAAUAUUGGGGGUCGCCUCCAAGAAUGUGCCUCAGGUAAUUUAGUCGCCAGAUUUGGCGAGCAGAGCCCCUGUGUGCUUCCGAAACGGUUGCAGAAUACCUGCCAAAUGGCAGAGGUUGACAUGGAUGCUUUCUACGAACACCUGGGCACACUGGGGCAUGGGUAUACGGAUCUAUUCCGUGGUAUGCAUUCCGUCCGGCGCAAGCAGGGCACCUCGAGCGGCUGUAUCUGGAAUCCUUGUCAGCAGGAUCCACAGUCUAUGCUGAUAAUACACCCAGCCCUGAUGGAUACAUUGCUACAGGGUCUACUUCCAGCCUCAGGCCUGCCAGAGGAUGGCCGGUUACACACGCUGCAUGUCCCUACUCGGAUUGAUCGGAUAACCAUCAACCCGUAUUUCUUUGGCUGCCGUGCUCACGAGUUAAGGGAGGAGCUUCAUUUUGACGCGGAGAUUACACAGAUAGAUCCGGACGGUACCUGUGGGGAUGUCGCCCUCUAUGACCAUACUGGAAAUGGGAUUAUACAUGUCGAGUGCUUGGAAACAUCUCCGCUGGCGCGUCCCACCGCGGCAGAUGAUCGCUUGCUGUUCUCUAAAUUAGCCUGGGGCCCAUUGCAUCCGGAUGGCAGGCUGUUGUCAUGUGUCGCAACCCACCGGAGUGUGCGUCAAUCGGAGCUAUCGGAACAGCUAUCUCUGUUAUACAUACAAGAUGUACAAGUUCAGCUGACAGCCGAGGACCGCGCCAACCUGAGCCCGCAUGGCAUUCGGAUAGUGUCUUGGAUCGACCAUACCCUAUCAAUGGUCCGUAACGGGACGCAUCCUACCUGUCAAACAAACUGGCUAAACGCGGAUCUGACCCAGAUUGCCAAUGAGCUGACGGAGGUGGCCCUGGAAGUAGACGCAAGUAAGAUACAAACAGUCGGCCAGAACCUGCUACGUGCCUUGAGAUAUGAGACAUCCAUCCUCGAGGAGCUAAGCCAGGCUGGCCUUCUGAGUCGAAUGUACUGCGAAUCCGAUGAUUUUGCCCCGUGCAGCGAAGCCUAUCUCGCGCCCCUUGUACAGCAAAUCGCCUUCCGUUUCCCGCGUAUGAAGAUCCUAGAGAUCGGCGCAGGCACUGGGUUGGCCACGAGCACGAUCCUAGAUCGAAUUGGGCCGUCGUUCCAUUCCUACACGUUCACAGAUGUCUCCAAAGGUGUCAUUGAAGAUGCACAGAAGAAGUAUGCUGAGCAUGCCGACAAGUUCAUCUAUCGCGUUCUGGAUAUUGGUGUUGAUCCCACAUCCCAGGGAUUUGAACCUCACUCGUACGAUCUGGUUGUGGCGGCCGGCGUGCUUCACACCACUGCCAAUAUGCAAGACACUUUAAGACAUGUUCGUUCUCUGCUCAAGCCUGGAGGCUACUUGGCUGUGUUGGAGGGCACUAAUCCGAAUCUCCUGCGUCUCUCCUUUGUCCACGGGAGCCUCGAUAGAUGGUGGCCUAGCGAGCAAGACAAGAUCCGACCUUGGGGGCCGAUGCUUCCCGUCAUGGAGUGGGAUUCUAUACUAAAACGAACGGGCUUCUCAGGAAUAGACACAAUCAUUAAUGAUGAUGGCAAUCGGCUGGCCUGUAUGUCAGUGUUCAUCUCUCAAGCAGCGGACGACACCAUCAGCCUCCUCCGUGAUCCGCUACGGUCUCCUCCACUAGCCCCUACACCAAAGGACCUGAUAAUCUUAGGCUGCGCAAGUAGCAAGACAACAGAGCUCAUCUUAGCCUUGAAAACCAUGGUGGGGCCUUUCUUCCGUCAAACGCUCGUCGUGGAUGGACUAGAUGACGUCCAGAGGUACUCAUCAUGGAGCAUGGCUACGGUGCUUAGUCUUCUGGAACUGGACCAACCCAGCCUCUGCUCUAGUCUCCGGAAGCAAGACCUGGAAUCUUUACAGACGGUAUUAAACGCUGCCCAGAAUCUCCUCUGGGUUAAUGCAGGCUCCUUAACAGACAACCCGGCCCAGACUGUGUCACAGGGAUUCCUACGCUGCCUACGCCACGAGAACACUUAUGCACGUGUCCAGCAUCUGAAUGUCGCCGAUCGAGCAUGUCUUUCAUCGCAACUCAUUGCUGAGACAUUGCUGCGCUUGGUGUUGCCCACAUUUGAAAACCAAUACGAUUUGCCAGUCGCUGUCUGGACGACGGAGCCAGAGCUGCGCUGGAACGGCAGCACGAUGGAAUGUGCACGUAUCAUCGACGAUGUUGGGAUGAACGAUCGAUACAUGUCCAAAAGGCGCAAUAUCGAUCACGUUGUCAACCUGGAGAGUUCCAACUGUGAAGUGAUUUUGACGAAGGGGCGCUACACUAUUGUCCAGUGCUCCCAACAUCUUCAUGAACCCACAAACGAAACAUACACCAAGAUCAAAGUCAGCUGGUCUACCCUGUGGGCAUUACGAAUAGAUGAGGCUGGAUUUCUAUAUUUGGUCAUCGGUCAAGAAUGUGACACUCUUGUCCCGGUCAUUGCACUGUCUCGCAGCCUCGCAUCCACCGUCAUCACCCCGGUUAGCUGGACUAUCCGGUACGGCCAGCCCCCUGGAGCAGAAGACCAGAGCCUCUUGGGCGCUGUCGCGUGGGACUUGAUGGCAAUAUCCCUGGUCAGAGCUACUACCCCUGGUACCUGUUUGUUGAUACAUGGUGCGUGUCAAAGUCUCCGAGACGCAGUGAAGCAGCAGGCGUUGGUCAGAGGUGUCCAACAUUUGUUCACCACCAGCAGCGAUGAAGAGUUAUCAGACGACGUCAUCUUCAUCCACCCCUCGAUCACAUACCGGAGACUGACAUGUCAGCUUCGUGGGAACAUUUCCCUCAUUAUCCAAUUAGACAGACAGGCUGGCUCGAUAUCCCGCCACCUCCGCUCUCUUUUCCCCAAUGCUAUAAUUCAGGACAUAACCAAUCUGUGUCACACCUCCCCUGUACUUCAUCCCAAACACGACGUCGAAUUGGUUAGCCACGACCUCAACCGCGCUUAUAGCAUGGCCUGUCAGCUUGCGGGGAAGAGCAUCAAUGCCAAUAGCCUGAGUCUUCCCGCUCUCCAGGGCAUUCAACCAAAAAUAGAAGGAUUGAGUCUGUUGAACUGGCGGGAGGUUUGUGAUGUGUCCGUGCGUACACAAUCGGCCAGCUCCGAUAUCCAUCUAAGCCCAAACAAAACAUACCUGCUGAUUGGAAUGGCUGGCGACCUUGGGAGAUCGGUAUGUGAGUGGAUGGUUUCCCGAGGGGCACGCCAUAUAGUUCUGGCGAGUCGCCGGCCACAAAUCGAACAGCACUGGUUUGACGCAAUGUCCAACGCUGGUGCGAGAGUAAUCACGAUGGCCAUGGAUGUUACUGACCGAGAGUCGAUUCUCGCUGUUGACGCCCAGAUCCGCGUCAAAUCCCCGCCACUAGGUGGUGUGGUCAACGGAGCAAUGAUACUUAAGGACCAGAUGUUCGCUAAUAUGUCCUGUGAUGUUUUGCAGCAGACACUCAAGCCCAAAGUUCAGGGGAGUUUGCUACUGGAUGAGAUUUUUGGCAGUGUGCCUCUUGACUUUUUCAUCAUGUUUGGAUCUCUCACAUCUCAGUUAGGCAAUAUCGGCCAAUCAGCAUACGCAGCUGCCAAUAGCUUUAUGGCCAGCAUUGUGAAUAGACGGAGAGAUCGAGGCCAGGUAGGAAGUAUCAUCAGCCCCGGCUCUAUCCAAGGGGUCGGGUAUUUAUCCCGAGCACAGUCUUGGGUGAUGCAGUCGCUCCGCGAAACCACGGGCAGCGCUACUCUUUCCGCAGGAGAUAUCCACGAGCUGUUCGCGGAAGCCAUUCUCGCAGGGCCUCCGGACGCUGGCAAGCCUGCGGACAUUAUUGCAGGUUUGUCGUACGUAUCACCACCGACGCAACCGGGUGUCAUAUGGAUCAAUAAUCCAAAAGCCUGGCACCAUGUCAACCAUUUCAAUCAAGGAACUACAGGCGACCUGAAAAUGACAACAGACAGCGUUGAUAUUAAGACCCACUUACAAACCGUUACGUCCAAAGAAGAUGCCAUAAGACUUAUUGAACCUGCUUUUUUGGCCAAAGUGCGCCGCAAGUUGCAGCUUCCUGACGAUGAAAUCAUCUCCCGCGACUCGAUGCUGGUGGAGCUAGGAAUCGAUUCCUUAGUGGCUGUUGAGCUCCGGACAUGGUUCGUUAAAUAUCUCGGUAUUGAUCUGGCCGUGUUGCAGCUCCUCAACGGCGCGUCUAUUGGCCAGCUCGUGGAGGAGGUCAGUGGCCGACUAGUGGAAAGGCUGCAAGUUCAGGAGGUAGCCUCCCCUGCAACCGAUGUGGACGCUGUCGAUGUUCAAACCAGUCCGAGUGAUAGCAGCCAGCUGUCAACAUCCUUCCCUACCUCGCUAGACUCCUCCGAUAUAGAAAGCUCCCCGACAGGUAGUGCACCCGCUUCCAAGGAGUAUCCUGAACUCCCUACAGCGAGCACACCAAGCUUGUCCCAACCGAUAUCGGGCCCUGAGUUUGAAAAGACCGAGAGACUGUCAUUUUCACAGGCACGCUACUGGUUCCUCGAUAACUUCAUAGAAGACAAAACAACGCAUAACGUCGCUAUGAUGUUUAACCUGGACCGAGUGCCACGGGUGGACGACUUGAAAACCGCGGUUAAUCGUGUGGGGAUGAGACAUGAGGCGCUACGAACUUGUUUCCUAUCCGGGAUUAACGGGAGUAACGAUCCAUGUCAGGCCGUGAUGUCGACCUCACACUGGCAGCUGGAAGUCAAUCACGUUGAUACUGCCGACGCAGUCAGAGAGGUAUAUGCGAGAGUCCGUGACCAUGUUUAUGAUCUCGCCCAUGGGGACAUCGCACAGAUCUGCCUCGUCCUUGCCCCAAAUGAUAUCCAGGUCCUCAUUAUCGGAUAUCAUCAUAUCUGCCUUGAUGCAGCCAGUGUGUUCAUCCUCUUUGAGGAGCUUGAAUUGGCCUACCAGCACAAGGCGCUGCCUGCUCUUUCCCUGCAAUACCCGGCGUUGGCCGCCGCACAACACACUGCGUUUGAAAGAGGGGAGUAUGCCAGAGAGUUAGAAUACUGGCGAACGGAGUUCGCUAACCUGCCUGGCCCGAUGCCUCUUCUUCCAAUGUGUCGCGUGCAGUCCCGACCAGUUAUCAAGAAAUACGCCAUAACCACUGUGCGACAUAGCCUACCUCCCUCGGUCACUGCCCAGGUCCAAGCCAUCUGCCGCAGGAAUCGGACUACUCCAUUCAACUUCUACAUGGCUGUCCUGUGGACUUUCCUUGCCAGACUUACAGACAUGGAUGAUGUCUGCAUCGGGUUUGUGGACGCUGGCCGAGCCGAUGCCAUUAGCAUGCGCACAGUUGGUUUCCUGCUGAACAUUCUGCCCAUUAGGCUUUCCGUGGACAAUGCUUCGCGGCCGUUUCGACACAUCCUGGAACUAAUGAACGAGAAGACCAGAUUGGCGAGGGCCAAUUCCAGACUCCCUUAUGAUGCAAUGCUGACUGAGCUGGGGGUACCUCGGUCGACAGCAUAUAACCCGCUUUUCCAGGUCCUGAUGGACUGGCAGCCGCAAUCCGGCGCCAGUUACAUGUUCGACGAUAUCAAGAUUGUGAGGAAGGAAUGGGUACCCGGAAGGUCACCGUACGAUCUCACGCUGCAAUUCGUAGGAUCGGAAGACGGAUCGACCGUCAUUGACUUUCAUUUACAAGAAGACCUAUUCUCGAGACGGGAAGCAGACAUCGUGGCGCAGAGCUAUGGUGGAUUAGUACAAUCGUUUGCUAUGUCAGCGGAAGCCAACGUGAUGCAGCCCCCCUUGUAUUCACCGCUGGAUGUGCAGUCGUCAAUUGACCUUGGCCGAGGUCAGUUGCUGACAUCUCAGUGGCUAUCCACAAUUUCCAGACAUAUCGAUGAUGUAGCAAGAUCCCACCCUGCUCAGAUAGCCAUGCAGGAUGCGGGCGGGCCUACUGCGCUCACAUACAGCCAGCUCAUGAUCCGAGUGAAUGUGAUCGCGAGUAAACUCCAUGGUAUGGGUGUGGGACCUGGUUCGCACGUGUGCCUGUUCCAGCAUCCGACGACGGGGUGGAUCAGUUGUAUGUUAGCCAUUUGGCGGCUAAAUGCGACUUAUGUGCCUGUUGACUUGCGGAAUCCAUUACCGCGCCUAGAAACCAUCAUCCAAGCUUGCCAACCGCAGGCCAUCCUCUGCCACGAUGAGACGGAAGCUGACGUCCACCGAGUCUCAUGCCCUAGCCCAACACACAUACUCAAUAUUUCUCAUCUCAAUUAUGAUACGACUACACCCGUACUGGAAAAUCAGUCGACACCCGAAGCAUGCUGCGUGAUUCUUCAUAGCAGUGGCACCACGGGUCAACCAAAGGGGAUUUCUCUAAGGCACUCGAGUCUUCGCAACGUGAUAGAAGGCGAUGUACAGCAAUUCAAAUUAGGGAGUGAAACCGUUCUGCAACAAAGCGCCCUGACAUUCGACUCCUCGCUCAUUCAGGUGCUUGUCGGACUAGCCAAGGGCGGAAGGGUAAUUGUAGUCCCUCGCUCGUUGAGAGGGGAUCCUGUCGAAUUGGCCAAAAUCAUAGUGGAGGGGGAAGUGACCUAUACUGCAGCAACGCCAUCUGAGUAUGCCACCUGGCUUCCGUAUGGCGGGGAGACUUUGAAAAAAGCAACAAGCUGGAGGAUUGCGUGUUCGGGAGGAGAACUUUUGACACGAUCCCUUGGUUUGGAAUUUCAACGUCUCGGGAUGCCAGGCCUGCGCCUCUUCAACAUGUACGGCCCAGCAGAAACUACUAUAAUUUCCCAUAAGACGGAAGUCCAGUAUCAGGACUUGGAUCCUUCGACAUACACAGAAGGUGCAUAUUCGGUUGGGAAUCCACUUCCCAACUACACAACGUACAUUGUCGAUAAGCAACUGCAGCCAGUGCCACAGGGCGUAUCAGGGGAAGUACUGAUAGGCGGUGCGGGUGUCGGUUUGGGCUUUUUCCAUCUGGAAUCAUUGACCAAGAAGAAGUUUAUCUCUAAUAUCUAUGCCACUCAAGAGGACCUUGACCGGGGCUGGACACAUGUGUACCGGACAUCCGAUCGCGGCCGUCUGCUUCCCGACGGGGCUCUGGUCAUUGAAGGUCGGAUAGAUGGGGACACCCAAGUGAAGCUGCGUGGAAUCCGCAUAAAUCUGCAAGAUAUGGAAUAUGGAAUCUUGCAGGCCGGUAGGGGCACUCUCAUCCGAGUGGUCGCAUCACUCCGGGGCAAGACUGAUAAUGCGUUCCUUGCGGCUCACGUUGAAUUUGAUCCAGUUCACUGGGAAAAGCGAGAAAGCCUAUUACAGCAGAUUCGCGCCAGUUUAACGCUUCCACAAUAUAUGUGGCCUGCUAUCAUUGUUCCUGUCGAGAAAAUUCCACUCAAUAUGCACGGUAAAAUUGACCGUCAUGCAGUGAACGCGCUGCCAAUCAGCGUCCUUAAGAGGACGCAAGACGAGUCUUCUCUGACCACUAGUCUCUCCCCUUCAGAACAUAGGUUACGACGAGCUUGGGCUAAAGUCCUGCAAGAUACUGUCGAUAUCUGUACGAUCGGCCCCAGCACGGACUUUUUCCUCGUGGGCGGGAACUCCCUUUCCCUCAUCAAGCUGCAGGCAAUCAUCGUCCAGGACCUGGGGGUGAGAGUCCCCCUGGCUGAGUUAAUGGAAGCGAAUCGACUCAGCGAUAUGGCAGAGAAGAUCGCGCGCUAUCAGACUGUAGCCCCGAUUGACUGGCAAUCAGACACCUCAGUCGAUGACCUCCAGAGAGACAAUUCAACACAAGGCCAUCCCCCUCGAACUAGUAAUGAUCUAACCGUCAUCCUAACCGGUGCGACAGGUUUCCUAGGGUCACGAAUCCUCCAGGGCCUGGUAGCGAGUCCGCAUGUGGGCCGCAUCCACGCAGUUGCAGUACGCAGCGCACCCGGACACCAGGGCCGAGUUCUCGUGAGCACGUCGUCGAAAGUCACAACCCAUCACGGCGACCUAGGAGCUCCACUUUUAGGUCUGGAUCCAGAGAUAUUUGCAUCGCUGGCGAAAGAUGCUGACCGUAUUGUUCAUUGUGGCGCGAACCGGUCGUUCUGGGACGCGUACCCAGUCGUGCGCGCGGAGAACGUUCACAGCACCAAGACGCUUAUCCGUCUCGGGCAGCGUCGUCAGGUUCCUAUUCACUUCAUCUCCAGCGGAGAAGUGGCAUCUAUCCCUGUGGAUGAGACGCCUCCUCUCAAUGGGGCAGACGGACAUCUGGCUUCAAAGUGGGCGAGCGAGCGACUGCUCACCAACGCUGCGGAUCGCCUCGGACUGCCUGUUUGCAUCCAUCGUCCUGUUCAGGCAGAGCACAUGAACCCUCCGCCGGCGGACCUCGAGAAAGAAUUCCACGACCUUGUCUUCAAGCUAGAAAGUGUCCCUACGACUGGAGGGUUAAGGGGCAGCUUUGCGCUGAUGCCCCUAGCCGAGAUCUCGGACGCAAUGGUAGCUGCCGUGGUGGGCAAUCAGGAAUCGAAAAUGAUCAUUCAAGAACAUGUCGCCGAGGUCAUUAUCCGCGUGGAGGAUGUAAACAACAUAUCCGCAGCAUGCGACCCUGGGGUUAUUGAAGAUUUCCCACGGAUUCCUGCAACGCACUGGAUUGGGCGCGCCAAGAAGGAAGCAGGAUUUACCUGGUGGGUCUCAGGGCAGGAUGCUGGUUUGGAAGAAGAUAGUAAGGAGCUUCGGAUCUCCACUCGACGGUGA